ACUCGUCGAUGUUGCAACAGCAGGCGCGUCGCCCACUGUCGCCGCAGCCAACGUGAUUCCCGGAAAAUAUCAUGCCUACACACAGCAUGCGCAGCAGCCGAAGAAGCUGCAUGUGUCGGCCAAAGCAGCGCACCAAACGCCGAAACAACAGCAGCAACACUAUCAGCAGCAGCAGCAGCGACAGCAACGUCAGCAAGCUGAAUCCCAUCAGAAAUUGGUUUGGCAUAUUUAAUCGGAACAACGCACAGGCGACAACGGCCGCCGCGACGGCGCAUGACACGGCGACAACAACAUGCAAUUGCAGAUGUGGCGAGCGCAAUGACGAAUCCCGCAUAGUUGGCGGACAAACGGCCGGCGUUAGCGAAUACCCAUGGAUGGCGCGUCUCAGCUACUUCAAUCGUUUCUACUGCGGCGGCACACUUAUCAACGACCGCUAUGUACUCACCGCAGCGCAUUGUGUCAAAGGUUUCAUGUGGUUCAUGAUCAAAGUGACAUUUGGCGAACACGAUCGUUGCAAUGACAAAGAGCGACCCGAAACACGCUUCGUGCUGCGCGCCUUCAGCCAGAAAUUCAGCUUCUCCAAUUUCGAUAAUGACAUCGCUUUGCUGCGUCUCAACGAUCGUGUGCCGAUUACGAGCUUCAUACGACCGAUCUGUUUGCCACGCGCCUUCGAACGCAAUGAUCUCUUCAUUGGCACCAAAGGCAUAGCGACCGGUUGGGGCACAUUGAAGGAGGAUGGUAAACCAUCUUGUCUGCUGCAAGAGGUGGAGGUGCCCGUGUUGGAUAAUGAACAUUGUGUUGCACAAACGAAUUACACACAAAAGAUGAUCACGAAGAAUAUGAUGUGUGCCGGUUAUCCGGGUGUGGGAGAGCGUGACUCUUGUCAGGGUGACUCGGGUGGGCCGCUAGUGCGUAUGCGUCCCGAUGAUAAACGCUUCGAGCAGAUCGGUAUUGUGUCGUGGGGUAAUGGUUGUGCACGACCCAACUAUCCGGGCGUGUAUACACGUGUCACCAAAUAUUUGGACUGGAUAAUGGAAAAUUCUAGAGAUGGCUGCUUUUGCGAUGAGGACGAUUGAGGCGUUGGUUGUGGUGGUUUAUGUGGGCAUGGUCGGGUUCGAACUGAGUGCAGUGAAAAGAAUCUUUAUAUUUAACAGAUUUAUAUUUUGAUAAUAUUUUAGGGGGGCUCUCGAAGUAUGGAAAUGAGAUUUCUUAGGGUUGGUUUUGAUUUUGCCAAAAUCAAAUGAGUGUUGGCUUAUAAAGUAG
Messenger RNA from Bactrocera neohumeralis, 1263 nucleotides. Its product is annotated as venom protease. The transcript has 3 exons. Gene Ontology annotation, biological process: proteolysis. NCBI's taxonomy places the organism in Eukaryota, Metazoa, Arthropoda, Insecta, Diptera, Tephritidae. Bases 72 to 1076 code for a protein of 334 amino acids. The record is from RefSeq and is a predicted model, not a curated record. Gene Ontology annotation, molecular function: serine-type endopeptidase activity.